UGCAGCUCUGGAAACCCCUACUGCUCGCUUCUCGGUGAGGAGGGGGCUGCUGAUUCUGCUGCUUUCGACCUCCCCUCCCCCACCCCCUUGUUGCGUGCCAUCCAAAGCUGCAGCGCUGCGAUAAAUCAAUAACCAGCCUGGGGUUGGCUCUUCCCGAGGCGAGACUGCUGGACGGCCGCAGGCUAUAUAACUCAGAGCAAGCCGCCUGAACCCUCUCUCUUCAGCAGCAGCAACAGGAGCAGCAGCAGCAGCAGGAAAAGCACCAGGCGCAGGGGAGGCAAGAAGAGACCCUGCAGCGGCGGCGCCUCCUCUCUUCCAUCUAGCCCCCAAGAGCAGGCAGUUAAAACUGAGCGCUUCCUUGCUCUGGCUCAGGGAGAUGCGUGCAGCGGUCAAGGCAGAGGCCGGGCUUCGGGUAUCCCAGGGCCACUGCUGGUGGGUUUAAGAGGGCGCCUAGCCAGGAGAUCGGCAGGGACUAGCCUGGGGCGCGCCCCGUCUGCUGCAAACUCCGGAGGCUUUGCUUGUGAGACGCUGCUCCGAUAGUCGCUGCGAUGCUGCCUUUGCCUUGUAGGAGGUCCCUGCUGCUGCUGGGCGCCUGGAUGCUGUGGGCGCAGAGUUGCUUCUCUCUGCGCAUCUUUAGUGGUCAGAAGGUAUGCUAUGGUGAUUCAACACAUCCAUGUUACAAGAUAGCUUAUUUCCACGAUGUGUCCAGACGUGUGGGUUUCCAAGAGGCCCGCCAUGCCUGUGAAAUUGAUGGUGGUGUACUCCUAAGCCUACAAAGUGAAACAGAACAGACACUAAUAGAAAAUAUGUUGCAGAACCUAACAAAGUCAGGCUAUGGAAUUUCUGAUGGUGAUUUUUGGAUUGGCCUGUGGAGAAGUGGAGAUGGUCAAGCUACAACAAAUGCCUGCCCUGAUCUUUACAAAUGGGCAGAUGGUAGCACUUCACUUUUCAGAAAUUGGUAUACAGAUGAACCUUCCUGUGGGAGUGAAGCAUGUGUUGUGAUGUAUCAUCAGCCAACUGCUAAUCCUGGCUUGGGAGGGCCCUACCUUUACCAGUGGAAUGAUGACAGAUGCAACAUGAAGCACAAUUUUAUCUGCAAGUAUGCUCCAGAUGACAUCCUUGAAAAAGAAUUAGGAGAUAGAGCAGAUCCAGAUUAUGAAGUCCAAACAACAGUGCCAGCAGGGAAGCCUCAUGAUUCAAGCAACCCAGAAGAUAAUUUUCCUGUGGUUGUUACUGAAACUGGUUUAAUUCCCAAUCUAAUUUAUGUUGUUAUACCAACUAUACCACUGCUCUUGUUGAUAUUAGUGGCUUUUGGGACUUGCUGUUUCCAGAUGCUACAAAAAAGGGAAGCAAGGAGAAACUGCUUCAAUGACACAUCUCCAUUAUCAUCUGAAUGCCUUGCAGAAAGUUUAGAUUCUAACUUGUAAAGGAAGAACAAAAACUAGUCCGGACCAGUCUACGCUAUGGAUUUCAAAGAACCCAAGGAAAGAUAGUAGCAUGGAGGUAUAGAACUAUGACUGAAAAGCAAGGAGAAAUAGCAUUUUUUUACAUGCAGGGUCUCUUAUAUUGUCAUGUCAGAUAUUAGCUUGGAAUGGCUUGAAAUUGAAAAGGAUCAGCAACAUGAACUGGAAGCUCCCCCUUGAGGCAACUGUUCAAAUAUUUUUUUUUAUAUGCAAUGUUUUAUUUUUAAUUCAGCAGCAAAAUGUGUCAUUUUAAAAUGAAAAGAAUGCAUUUAUUUUGCUAAGGAAAAUGACUCCACUACAGAUUGCAAGAAGAUGGACUGAACAUUUGGAUUAUAUAUUGGAAAAUGUCUACUGUAUAGGUCAGUUCUAAAACAAUUGUUUCUAGUUUAAAUUUAACCUUUUCCCCUUAGUUUCUCAUACGUUGUAUCUAAAUUGAUGUUCUGUAAAUUCAGUUACUAUAAAUUUACAGUGUAACAAAGUAAUUUAUCUUUGCAUAAAAAUUUGAUAAAAUAUUGAUUGGUUUCAGAAGUGAUUUCCCUGUUCUAAUUUUCAUCCACUUCAGUAAAGGUGCUUGAAAGUCCUGUGGGACUCAUCUGCGGUUAAGGAUGCACAAACUUGUAAAUGUUCUGUUCUUUGGUAUUCUUUAAAGUUUGAGGAGUCCUUCUCCUUUACUAACUAGUUCCUUUUUUAAUAGCUAAAAUCAGUCCAUUCUUUUUAUGUCACUAUGAUUCUUAUUUUAUGCUUUUUAGUGUCUUUUGUGGGUAGUAAUCUUAUUUUUAAACUCAUUCAAAUAUGCUCCUUCACAUGAAAAAAAAAACACCCCUUCCAUUUCCCAGAGUUGUAAAUGGGCUGGCAUUUAUAAUCUAUUGUUUUGGUUUCCUUCCCUAUGUUAUUUGUUUAUUUAUUUAGCUUGUACCCUGCUUAUUAUUAUUCAACAAUAAUAAUACACAAUUUAAAUUCAUGAACUCA
Messenger RNA from Sphaerodactylus townsendi, 2432 nucleotides. RefSeq names its product chondrolectin (gene CHODL). The record is from RefSeq and is a predicted model, not a curated record. The transcript is spliced from 8 exons. Bases 549 to 1427 code for a protein of 292 amino acids. Gene Ontology annotation, cellular component: cytoplasm. Lineage: Eukaryota; Metazoa; Chordata; Lepidosauria; Squamata; Sphaerodactylidae. Gene Ontology annotation, biological process: positive regulation of axonogenesis.